CUUCGAACCACAUUCGAACGAGAAAAAAAAAGUUUGAAAAUAAAACAUGAACGACUGGUUGAAUAAAAAUGUAUUUUAAUAUUUGAAUUAAAUUGUGUGUAAUCAACUAAUUUAAAGUAUUGCGGUUGGAAAAUAAUUACAGACUAUAAUAAUUUGCACAUUUUCCGUGAGUAACUUGUUGGCCUUAACAUUUUUUGGCUUCGUGAGGUAAGCAAAUCUAAGCUCGAAUGCAACUCAUAACUAAAGAAAUAUAUUACAAGACAAAUGUGUUUGAACUAUCAUGUCAAAGCAAGGAAAAAGGAAAAUAUCUGUAGAGUUGCCGAAAUCUAAAGAUUUAUCAAAUAGACCGAGUGUUUUUGAACGUCUCGGUACUAAAAAAUCAAGUGGAAAAAAAUCUGAAUAUUGUCGUCAAUGGGCACAGCACGGUACAUGUGCUUACAGUAAAAGUUGUAAGUUCGCAUCUACUCAUACAUUAAUAAGUCCAUCAAAACAGAGAGCAACAAACAAAGAUGACCUUAAACGAAUUAUAAAAGAUGACCCCAAAAGCCGGUUGCAUUCAACUGUUGUUGUGAGAAGUGGAAGGAGCCCUGAUGGUGAUAUAGAUAACUGGGACCAAAAUGAUUUGGAAUAUGCUGAUACAGAUGUAUUGGAAAAAAGGAGGCAACAACUCCAAAGGGAAUUAGAACUACAAUUUAAAAUGGAAUCUGGUAAAGACAUGGCCAAAGAUAAGAAAAAAGUUGUGUCUAGUUCCUCAUCAUCAAGAAGUUCGAGUUCUUCUAGUGCAUCCUCUUCAUCUUCAGAAGGAAGUUCUUCCUCAUCUUCUUCCUGCAGGGACACUAAAAGAAAAGGAAAAAAGAAUAAACUGAAAAGGAAUUCUAGUUCUUCAUCUGAGGGUGAUGUUCCUUCCAAAAAGAAAUUAGUUAAAAGUGAUUCAGGUAAAAGAGAUAAACCCGAAAUAAAGAAAAGUAGUAUUAAAAAGGAUGAACGAUUUUCAAAAAAAAGUGAAGUUGCUAAGAAAAAAUCUCUAACAAAAACAGCACUCGGAAAAAAGUCUUUAUCACCAGCAAAAAAAUCUGGAGGAACGCCGCCAAUUACUUCGAAAAGCCUUCUAUCGAAAACAGUGUCAAAGCAGAGUAAAUCCCCACUAAAGAAAGAAAGAAAUAGAAGUAAUUCGCCCCAGUCUACUAGAGAUCGUGAGAAAGAUAAAGAUCGAGCUAAAGAAAAAGAUAAGGAUCGUGAAAGUCAUCGUAUAAGACGCAGUAGAUCGCUCAAGAAGGCAAGAUCGAGAUCUCCAAAAAAAGAGGUAAGACGUAAAGAAAGUUCGGAACGGAGUAGACCAGUUUCCCCAAAAAAACUAGUACGCAAAGAAGGCAGUACUGAUCGACACAAGAAGAGAUCCGUGAGUAAAGAACGCGAUCGUCGUAGGUCUAUUGAGAAAAAAAAAGAAAAGCACGAAGAAAAGGAGAGGAAUGACCGUAAAGAGAGAGUUCGGGAGCGUAAUAAAGAUGUGAAAAGAGAUGAUAAGCGGAGAGGGCGAGAAAGAGGUUUGGGUGGUGGAAGAUUAGAUAAAGGCUUAGAAAAACCAAGUAAACCAAUGCAAAGGUUACUUCCACGACCUGAAGAAAGACUAGCUGCCUUAGCGGCAAUAUCCAACCGGUCCUUAGAUAUUGAUAAAAAUUCAUCUAAUUCUAAAGAUCGUCCAGAAGGUCACCCUGAUCGAGGAGUAAGGAAGCCAGAAAAAUUCGAACGAGAUAGAUCAAUUAAGCGGGAUAGAAUGGACAGUGUAGAUAGAGAACAAGGAGACUACGAUUUAGGUGGAGCUCGUCAGUAUGAUCAGGGUCUCAAUGAACGUUAUGAUCGAAUGGAUGAUCGCUAUGAUGAUAGGCCCCGUGACGGUGAGAGGUCGCCUGGAUAUAUUCAAGCCAGAGAUAGGCACUAUGAUCCCGGAUAUGAUAUGCCCGGUCCCUCUAGAGGUUACCCAGAUGAUGAUAAUAGAAUGUAUGGAGAUUCUUUGGCCGAUUCCCGUGGCGUCGAUGUGGGUUAUGAUGACCGACGACGUGAGCAUCGAGAACGAUCUUGGGAGGGCAGAUCUGGCUCAAUAGAUCGGGAUCAUGGUUACCUCCAUCAUAAAGAAUGGGAUAAUGAAGACUAUCGGGGCUCAGGAGAUUGGGGGAGAGAAAGACAUUGGCCUGAAUCCCAAAUGGGCGAGUGGGGUGACAAAGAGCAAGAAAUGGAAGGUUGGCGCCAUCGUGGCCAUUUGGGUGUUAAUCGUAACCGCAUGCAUGAUGAUUAUAAUCGUGGAGCUAGGAUGGAUCACGGACGCAAUGAUGGUAACAAGCGACGGGGGCCGCGAAAUGAACAAGAGCCAGUUAAAGAAAUAGCCGCUCAGGCAGUGACUACUGCUGUAACAGAGGAAGCGGAUAUCGAUGAAAAGCCCAUACCAGAUGACCUGAGUGAAAUAAGUGAUGAUCCUGAUGAUAUUCUCGAACGGGAAGAUAUGCUUGACCAGAAUUUCGAUGAUGAUAGCCAAGCUGAGAAACCCGAUCGUGAACCAAUAAAAAGCAAACCUGAAACUGCAGAUAAGGAGAACACUCAGGAUACUAGAAGCGGUUGUGAUGACAAGGAAUCUCAAGAUGGUAAGGAUGAUGAUGACGUUGCUAACUUGGACUUUGAAGAAAUAUCUGAUGGGGAACUCGAAGAAGAAAAAACCAGAACAGGUCUUGGUGAUGCUCUAGGAGUAGAUUGGGCAAGCCUAGUUGCAGAUGUCAACCGUCGUGAACAGAAACCUCCAACAGGUGGGGCUAGAGAUCGUUGGAGACCAGAACGGGUGCUAGCCCGUCUUGGAUUAUCAUUAAACAUGGCUGGAAAAGAAAAAGUGCAGCAAAUACUGGAAAAGAAUGCGCAAAUUGUAGAGAAAGAAUCACAAGGGGACAGCGGAGGGAAAUUGGUGACAAAUGGCAAGCAUGAUGAGGAUGAAGAGAAACCUAAACCUGUUCUGCCAAAUGUUGAUGAAUUACAUCCUGUGGCUGCUAUCCAGGUGGCUCUAGAGAAGCGAAAACAACAGCGCGGCGUUCUAUUUGGAACAGGAUGCGAAGUGACCCGCGGUUUGAGCGCCAGACGUGACCUGGUAUUAAGGCGAUACUUGUGUAACCUUCCGGCCACGGAACGCACUGGCCAGUCGAGGGUUACACCACAAAACUCACUUUUCAAAGCAGCGCAAGCCCUAUUGAUGCAAGCACCAGUGACUGGCUGACAAAGGAUUCAAUAUUCUUCACGUUUGAGAUGUCGAAGAAGCAUACAUUACUGAUAAUAAUAAACUGUUAUGUUAUUGUGAGUGCUGGCUUAUGAUAAUGAUUUUCAUAGUGGUCAAAGAAUAUGUACACGUACAGAAGUCUCACUCCGAAAAAUCAAUUAAAGAAAUAGAUACUCUUGUGAUCAUACAAUAAGGUGCAAUACAGAUUGCACAGCGCUAUUAACCUCUUCUUAUUCACCUAAAUGUUGCCUCUCUUUCUAUCGCAUGACACCUACCUCUUCUGACGACAUUAGGGUAGUCUUCUUUACCUAAAACUGUACCUAGCUGAGAUUUUACUAUAAUAUAGGUGUGUAAUAUCAAUAUUCUUUCGUUGUCAAACUUACAUUAGUUGCAGAUAGUUUAAUGUUUGUGUUGGAAGACCACAAUAUAGUCAAACAUACUUAGUAUAGGAAAUAAAUAGGAAGGUAUCAUGUACGGUAAUUUCAUUACAAUAAUAAUCACUUUAACUGAGAUUGUUUCAGUGUCUUUAGGAAGCUUAAAUUUUUUUGGAUCGCAUAAGAUUGAUCGGACUGGUACAUACUUGGUGACGAAAAAGCUCGCGCGUGAGUCACUGUGGCCUGCGCGUGUACUUACGAUUUCGAUAACUACACAGGGAGUGAGACAGGCCUGUAGUGGUUUAGAUUGAGUACUUGUAUACUUAACCAAAUUAAAGUAAAGAUGAUAAUAUGGUUAUGGUUGUAUUAAGCGCUAGCUUUAGACCUUAGAGAUAUUAUUAUUAUUAGUUAGGUAGUAUUGGCUUUCCACACCCUUUGGUUGAUGAGAAGCAGGGGUGCCAUAACUUUAUUCGGAGCAGCCUAGCUUCUGAAGACAAUAGAGUUAUAUUUUUUAUUGCAUUGUGGUGCCCAUUGCUACCUGGCUUUGAGAGUGAUCCCAAUUCUCGUUUUAUCAGUGUUGUUAAUAGUUUGCAUUCAGACAUUAUGGUUAAUAUUAAUUUAUAGUGUGUGUAAUUAUAUUAUUACUUAGUAAUUUUCGAUUAAUACAAGUAUCACAUAUAAAAAUAGAAUAAGUACUUUUUAGAUUAUAUGAAAUUUGUAAGGAUCAUAACAUUUGGAACAUUUUGACUUCUUGCAGUCCUCAGGAAGAACACAUAAAUUUGAAUGAGAUAAUAAAUGGCAUUGACAUUGUAAAAAUACUGCCAAUAAUGAUUUUAUUUUUUAUUUGUGAGAAAGUAUUUUUUUUUAUCUAAUGUGUUACUAUUGUCAAAGCAUGUAAUAAUAUAUAAUAUUGGGAAAUAAUUGAAUAUUGAGUCAAGGUAAUAAUAAUAUAUUUAAAAUGUACAUCAAUUUAAUAGUGUAGUAUAUAUCAUUGUCAUUUUAUUAAAAUUUUCAGUCAUAGUUUGUUCAAUAAAUAUUUUAUCAUCACUUUUAUAAUAAAAAUGAUAAAUCAGCACCAACAUCA
Leptidea sinapis is the source of this 4711-nucleotide messenger RNA. RefSeq lists its product as uncharacterized. Gene Ontology annotation, molecular function: metal ion binding. Gene Ontology annotation, cellular component: RNA N6-methyladenosine methyltransferase complex. Lineage: Eukaryota; Metazoa; Arthropoda; Insecta; Lepidoptera; Pieridae. The record is from RefSeq and is a predicted model, not a curated record. The transcript is spliced from 9 exons. The coding region runs from base 281 to 3253 and encodes 990 amino acids.